UGACAGCUUCUUGAAAAUGGUGGUUGGUUUUGUCUUGGAAAUAAAAAAUAAAUUGCGAAAUGUUUUAAUUUCAUUAUACUAACUAGUCAUAAUUGAAACUAGUAUUUCUGCCACAGAAAUGGAGUUUACCAGUUUAAUUUUUCCGCUAACAAAAAAUAUUUGCAGAACUUGCCUUGUAGAAUCCGAUACUUCGAUGUUUAUGAACGUCCAAGAUUUGGUUGAACAUGAGAUGAGUAAAGUGAAAAUCAUCGAUAUACUCGUUUUCUUAAAUUGUUUAGAGAACAACGAUGAAGAGAACUGGCCUCAAGGAAUGUGCGCGACAUGUGUGUCAACCGCUUUAUUAGCCUAUAAUUUCAAGAUAUCUUGCUUGAAAGUCAACUCUACUCUCUCUCAGAUACUUGCCAUUGAAUCUUCCUCCAAUUUCCAACGAUCUGACAUAGAUUCUAUUGAUAUUAAUGUCGUGUACCAGGAUCACGAGUAUGACGUACCCCUUUUUAACCAUCAAACAUUGGAUUUUGAUUCAAAUCUAUCCUCAGAUAGUAAUAAAGAAUUAACACCUCUACCACCAGUCACAGAAAUCACAUCAACGGAACAACUGCCAAGACAAGAAGGAGAAAAGAAGUAUGUUUGCACAGUUUGCCCUAAAUCAUUCACAAGAAUCUACAGCUUGAGAUGUCAUAUGGCAAGACAUGCUGAAGUGCGUAAAUACCUCUGUUCUAAGUGUGGAAAAGCAUUCUACACUUCAAGUGGGCUUAAGCAACAUGCUAUCACACAUAAAGAUAUAGCCCAGUUUAAAUGUGGCUUUUGUAAUAAAAUUUAUAAAUCAAGGCAGUCUUUGAAGGAGCAUUUUCGUGUUGCGCACUCUAGUAAUCGUAAGCUGUAUGUUUGUGUGGCAUGUGGCAAACGGUACACAGCAAGAUCUAGUUUGAUGAUGCAUGUCAAAACACACAAUGGAGAGAAGCCAUAUGCUUGUCCAUAUUGCCCUAAAUCCUAUACAAGGUCUAUUUAUUUGAAGGUGCAUAGUUUGGUCCAUUCUGGUCAGGAAAGACCAAAGCCCUUCCUCUGCAACUACAUUAAUUGUGAUAGGAGCUUCUCCACAAAACAUUCCUUAUUAGUCCACAUAGCCCAUGCACACUCAACUGAAAGGCCUCAUAAGUGUACCAUUUGUCUUAAAGGCUUUGCCACUGCUUCUGGUUUGAAUGACCAUCGUGAAUCUCAUAGCAAUAGUCAACUUUAUUGCGAUUACUGCUCUAAGAGAUUUUUUAACAAGAGAGUGCUGCAGAAACAUCUGAAAAGUCAUGAUGUGGAUGUAGAUGCCAAUGAUAAUAUGAUUCAGGAGACUGUGGUGGACAAUGUCUUUUUUGACCAAGUGUAUUAACAUGUUUGUGAUGUUAGUUAUAAGCUAUAAUUUUGUAGUGUAGGUACAGUCAGCUGUGCUGAAUAGUUAUAGUGAUUAUCCCACCAUUGUUAAAUAGCUACCUCUGAAAAUGAAUAAAUAAGUUGUUCAAAUGACUGGUAUUU
Hyposmocoma kahamanoa is the source of this 1521-nucleotide messenger RNA. Its product is annotated as zinc finger protein 501-like. The coding region runs from base 119 to 1378 and encodes 419 amino acids. Gene Ontology annotation, molecular function: zinc ion binding; RNA polymerase II cis-regulatory region sequence-specific DNA binding; DNA-binding transcription activator activity, RNA polymerase II-specific. Lineage: Eukaryota; Metazoa; Arthropoda; Insecta; Lepidoptera; Cosmopterigidae. Gene Ontology annotation, biological process: regulation of transcription by RNA polymerase II. Gene Ontology annotation, cellular component: nucleus. The transcript has 2 exons. The record is from RefSeq and is a predicted model, not a curated record.